AUGCCUCCGCGCCGCUCCCAUACAAAAUCGCGCAGGGGUUGUCUUCUGUGUAAACAGAGGCAUGUCAGGUGCGACGAGAGGGGACCUCCUUGUGGAGCUUGUCAAGCCAGAGGGACUCCUUGUGAAUAUGCCACUAUGACAACGAUCAUCCUGGAGCCAACUGUCCAAGAAUCGUUUGCAGAUGGUUUCACCGAUGCGAAGAACGCUACUGGUGCUGCCCCAGUGUCACCGCCAACACUUCCAGACGAUGACACCGCCAGCUUCCAAACUGAAUGUCCAGUCUUCCCCAAUGACAACAAGCACUUGCUUGAGCUUCAGCUGAUGAAUCGGUGGUCCACUGUGACUUACAGAAGCAUGUGCACGCCUGUUGCUAAAGAUGAUUAUGUGUGGCAGAUCAAGGUACCGUCGAUGGCGAUAAAUUUCGACUUCCUAAUGAACGGACUUCUUGCAAUAACUGCAUUCGAAAUCGGCAGCACGUUUGACAAUGCACCUUAUGUUCAUGCCGCAGUCGAAUAUCAGACGCUAGCCAUUGGCAGCUUUCGGAAGCAACUGCAAGAUGUCCACCCGAACAUGAUCGAACCAAUACUUUGCUUUUCGCUAAUGCUGAUGGUGCUUGCCCUGGCCUCAGCCCAGUGUCGAUUAUCCUCACGACCCUCAGUUCCAACGGAACCCCACAACGCAUCGGCGUCAUCGUCCCCUGCGGAUGCCGAUAUGGUCGCCAGCACAUUCAUUCAUUUUGAGUUGCUACGUGGUUGCCGGGUCGUUCUUGAAGGUCAUGCGCAAUAUCUGGCAGAGUCACCGUACAUACGGAGACUCAAACGCUUCGAAGAACUGCCACUGACAGCACUUGAUCCUGCCAUGGAAAGCGCCAUCACCAAAUUGACCGACGCCAAUGAAGGCAGGAUCAUUUCUAGUGUUGGUGAACCCUAUGAACACCGAGUCAAGCAAAUUGCGCACUGGGAGGUCUGCAAGAAGGCUAUAUCAUUGCUUCGAGAGUGUUUCGCAAAAUGCGCCAAUGAGGACUACUGCGGGUAUGUUCUGGGUUGGCUAAACAUGGCUGGCGAAGACUAUAUCAAUGCCAUCAAAGAUAACGACAACGUAGCCCUCCUCGUACUGAUGUACUGGGGUGUCCUUAUCCAGACUCUUGGCCACCAGGUCUGGUGGGCGAGGCAUUAUGGCCGGCUUCUUGCGGAUGAGAUUUCGAGUCGCAGAAAUGCUAAUGUGACAGAGCCCGACCCUAUCACGGACGACCUUAUCCUGCUCGCUCGAGAAUUUGUGAAUCAGACCGCCCGUAGUACGGCAGUUUGA
Molecule: messenger RNA, 1308 nt
Organism: Exophiala xenobiotica
Lineage: Eukaryota; Fungi; Ascomycota; Eurotiomycetes; Chaetothyriales; Herpotrichiellaceae
Exons: 1
Coding region: 1-1308 (435 amino acids)
Biological process (GO): regulation of transcription by RNA polymerase II
Molecular function (GO): zinc ion binding; DNA-binding transcription activator activity, RNA polymerase II-specific
Source: RefSeq, a predicted model, not a curated record